Molecule: messenger RNA, 1275 nt
Organism: Effrenium voratum
Lineage: Eukaryota; Dinophyceae; Suessiales; Symbiodiniaceae
Source: the annotation of a GenBank genome assembly
AUGACCGCUAUUAUCGAUAUCGUCGGACGUCAAAUAUUCGACAGCCGUGGCAACCCGACCGUUGAAGUCGAUGUCUUUCUGGAAGACGGAUCUUUUGGACGCGCUGCGGUUCCCUCCGGUGCGUCGACCGGUGCGCAUGAAGCGGUAGAACUUCGCGAUGGCGGUGACCGCUACAUGGGCAAGGGCGUCCAGAAGGCUGUCGAUGCGGUGAACGGUGAGAUCUUCGAAACCGUCGGGGGUCUGGAAGCGGAAGACCAGCUGCAGAUCGAUCAGGCAAUGAUUGAUCUGGAUGGCACAAGCAACAAGGCCCGUAUCGGCGCCAACGCCAUCCUGGGUGUUUCGCUGGCCGUUGCAAGAGCUGCGGCACAGGCAUCGGGCCUGCCGCUUUAUCGCUAUGUCGGCGGCACGUCAGCCAGGACACUUCCGGUACCGAUGAUGAACAUCAUCAACGGUGGCGCCCAUGCGGACAAUCCGAUCGACUUCCAGGAAUUCAUGAUCAUGCCGGUGGGGGCUGAAUCGCUUUCCGAAGCCGUACGCAUGGGAACUGAGGUUUUUCACACCCUGAAAAAAGCCCUGAGUUCUGCCGGUCACAAUACCAAUGUUGGCGACGAGGGUGGAUUUGCCCCCAAUCUUGAAUCGACAGACGCGGCAAUCGGUUUCGUCAUGAAAGCGAUCGAGACUGCCGGUUACAAACCGGGCGAAGACAUGUACCUGGCUCUUGAUGCCGCAUCGACGGAGUUCUUCAAGGACGGGAAGUAUGUCCUUGAAGGUGAAGGCAGGUCACUGGCGCCUGAGGAAAUGGCUAAAUACCUUGGCGACCUUGUGUCCCGAUAUCCGAUCAUCUCCAUCGAGGAUGGUCUUGCCGAGGACGACUGGGACGGCUGGAAAGCAACCACCGACCUGAUCGGCAACAAAUGCCAGCUCGUCGGCGAUGAUCUCUUCGUGACCAACUCCGAACGUCUGCGCAAGGGCAUUGAUCUGGGCGUUGCCAACUCGAUCCUGAUCAAGGUCAACCAGAUCGGCACACUGUCGGAAACUCUGGACGCGGUGGAAACCGCUCACAAGGCUGCCUACACCGCCGUCAUGUCGCACCGCUCCGGUGAAACAGAAGAUUCGACCAUCUCCGAUCUUGCGGUUGCAACCAAUUGCGGACAGAUCAAGACAGGUUCCCUGGCACGUUCAGACAGGUUGGCAAAAUACAACCAGCUUAUCCGGAUCGAGGAAGAACUGGGUCCUCAGGCAAUCUAUGCCGGUCAGUCUAUCCUGAAAGGCUGA